Messenger RNA from Toxoplasma gondii ME49, 394 nucleotides. RefSeq lists its product as hypothetical. Bases 1 to 354 code for a protein of 117 amino acids. The transcript is spliced from 2 exons. The record is from RefSeq and is a predicted model, not a curated record. Lineage: Eukaryota; Apicomplexa; Conoidasida; Eucoccidiorida; Sarcocystidae.
AUGCUCGUAUCUUGCAGUGCGGCAGCUGCAAAGCAAGCAGGUGAACGGGGCGCCAAAGAGCGACUUCACUCUGAACAGCCGACACAUUCGGAACCUGUGUCAGACAUCUCAUGGAGAAUCAACUUGAUUCUCCAGUAUGCAAGUUGUCUGGCAGAUGCCGGAAAAAUCGUCGACGCCUUCAAAGGCUCGAGUGGAGUUGGCAAGGGAUUCAGAGCCAUUGGUGGCAGUUGUUCGAAAAGAAACAGAAAAAAGUGCCUGGUCUCGGAUGCAAAUGACGGCUCUUUUCGCGUCACGCCUCCCGGGACCCGAGGCGGCAACGGGGCUCGCAAAAUCCUGGGCGCUAGUCGAUCCUGACUUCUUUACUCUGUAUUCAAGAGAAUCUGACGAGUUCCAC